This is a messenger RNA of Penicillium brevicompactum, 1563 nucleotides long. Its product is annotated as MDR family MFS transporter. Gene Ontology annotation, molecular function: transmembrane transporter activity. The coding region runs from base 1 to 1563 and encodes 520 amino acids. Lineage: Eukaryota; Fungi; Ascomycota; Eurotiomycetes; Eurotiales; Aspergillaceae. The transcript has 5 exons. The record is from RefSeq and is a predicted model, not a curated record. Gene Ontology annotation, biological process: transmembrane transport.
AUGGAGACAGUCGAUCCAUCUAUUAACCUGGCUUCAGCCAUGCCCACCAGUACAGAAAGCAAUGAGAAAGCCUUGCCUUUAGAAAAAGCAGAGACAGUACCUGAGCAGCAAGAUCUCGAGCCCGAGCCCGAGCCCGACUUUAACCUAUGGCAGCAAGUCCCCGUUUUCAUCGCAAUGAGCUUGGGCAUCUUCAUCCAAGGACUCGACAGCACGAUCGUUGGAACUGCCACAGCAACGAUAAGCAACGAAUUCAACUCGAUUACUGACAUCGGCUGGUAUGGCUCGGCCUAUCUGCUAACAAGCUGCUCAACGCAAUUCAUGUUCGGCAAACUGUACACAAUGUUCCGUGUGAAAUGGCCCCUGGUCAUCUCGGUUGUGAUUCUCGAGCUCGGAUCCAUCGUCUCCGCUGCUGCGUCUAGUUCGGCUGCUUUCAUUGUUGGCCGUGCGGUUGCUGGCUGUGGCGCUUCCGGGGUACUCAACGGUGUCCUGAUUGCUGGCUCGACUACAUUGCCGUUGCGCUGGAGACCAAUCUUCAAUAGCUCUGUCGGCGGGAUGGAGUGUAUUGCCAUGGUUAUAGCCCCUGUGAUUGGCGGCGCUUUGACAACAGAUGUUACUUGGAGGUGGUGUUUUUGGCUGAAUGUCCCAGUCGGCGGGUUCACUCUAGCCAUACUAAUUUUCGUCUUCAAGCAGCCGCCGGAUCAAAAGGGUAAGGAUGAGUCGAUAAUGUCAAAACCCAAGAAGCUCAACAUCCCAAGCCUGCUCAUAUUUACCGGCAGCAUCGUCUGUCUGCUGCUUGCCCUCCAGUGGGGCGGCACAACGUACCCCUGGAACAGUGGAAAAGUGCUCGCACCUCUGAUUGUCGCAGGCGUUUCAUUUGCCGCGUUCCUGGCAUAUGAGAGCUUUCGCGAAGGCGAGCCUCUAAUUCCGCGCUCGUUACCAAUCUGGUUCCAAGCAAUCAAGGGCGCAACGGCUGUGCAAUCAGGAGAAAUGCUGCUCCCAUCAAUCAUUGGGCUCUCAGUGGUAGCCAUAAGCUCAGGCUUCGUCCUCUCUUUCAUCGGGUACUACACACCGCUGAUGUUACUGGGCUCCACCAUGAUGGCAAUAGGCUUCGGCUUCCUAACAACAUUCAAGCCCUCGACCACCCAUGUCGCCUGGAUCGGGUGGCAAGUGAUGAUGGGCAUGGGUACUGGAUUUGCAUUCCCGCAGCCAUGGUCAGCGAUCCAGACAGCGCUUCCAGAAAAAGAUGUGCCCCUCGGACUGGCGGGCGUAGGAUUUGGUAUCAGCUUUGCCGCGGCAGUGUCGAUCUCGAUAUGCCAGAACAUGUUCACGAACUUGCUACGCAGCGGCUUGCAGGUGGCUGCUCUUCCCGGUAUUAAUCCUGAGGAUGUGAUCCAAGAGGGCGUGACGGGAUUCUUGCAGCAUAUCGCUGUGAAAGAGAGGGAAUCGGUAUUGGAGAUAUAUAAUCACGCUGUGACAAGCUGCUUCUGGCUACCUCUCGCGGCUUGCUGCGUAGGGUUUGUUGCAGCAUUGGGGAUGAACUGGAAUUCGGUCAAGCAGAAGUAA